Hyalella azteca is the source of this 1179-nucleotide messenger RNA. Its product is annotated as mitochondrial import inner membrane translocase subunit Tim21. Lineage: Eukaryota; Metazoa; Arthropoda; Malacostraca; Amphipoda; Hyalellidae. Gene Ontology annotation, cellular component: TIM23 mitochondrial import inner membrane translocase complex. Gene Ontology annotation, biological process: protein import into mitochondrial matrix. The record is from RefSeq and is a predicted model, not a curated record.
UAUGAAUAAAUCCCACAUGUGCCAACCAUUAAUGUGCCAGAAUAUGAAAGCCUCUAUGUUCAUAAAGCAAGAAAUUAAGCCUCUAGUGUCAUUGAAUUCACUAUUUUGGGCUACAACUAAUUAUAAAAGAAAUUCAAACCCAUCACUCUAUAGGGUUAAUGCAAAGGCAAACCCUAUCUGUUUUACAAAUAUAUGUACAUUUCAUUCAACUUGUGUGGGUGCUAAAGAACAGGCACUCUCCAAGCAUGUCAGAAAAGAUGUUAAAUUUUCAGAGAAAGCUAAAGAGGCAACCAAGACUACAUACUAUUCUGCUAUUGUUCUUGUUGGCCUGGGUGUGACUGGCUAUCUUUUCUACACAGUCUUUGGAGAACUCUUUGCUUCAUUCUCCCCUCAGAGUGUGUACAGCGAUGCUGUUAAGAAGUGCUGUGCUCAUCCACGCGUCCAGGAUGUACUUGGUAGCGAUGGUCUCAAGUGCUACGGAGAAGAGACCAGACGUGGCAGACGCACACAUGUUAGCCAAAUGACUUAUGAAGCUGAUGGCCAGAGGGGCAUGCGUAUCAUGUUUCAUAUCAAAGGGAGUCGGCGCAAAGGAACAGCUUGGCUUGAUGCCAGAGAUAGCCCCAGUGGAUGGUACUACCGCUACCUGUACGUGCAGCUUGACCAGUACCCCCAGGAGGUGAUUGUAGUUCAGGACAACCGAGGCAUCACGGACGACACCGGCAGCUCGCUCGGCCACUCCAUGUCUGCUGCUGGAUCAGGAGAACUCACGCCCAUCUUCCCAACAUACAAAUAAUUUAUUCAAAUGAAUCUAAAAACUUUUGCUUAUUGCCACUUGUAGUCGUAGCUGCUGUUAGUGGCUCCGAUUCCAAAGUGAGAACUCAGUUCAGACCCAUGAACUUGACUGUUAUUCAUGAAUCCGAUCUAAUUCUUUCAAAUACUAAUAUUGAAAUACGGCUAAUGUUUACAGAACCCGAGUCAAAACCUUAUUUGUUUUGUUAGUAAACUAUAGCUUACUUGCUCUUUUAUUAGUCUGUUGUUACGAACGAUAUUCUUCCACUGUUCUUGGUUGAAUUUGUAUGUAUUUAAAAUAUUUUUUACAAUAUGAAGCCGAAAAUCAAUGAUGUAACUUUUUUGUAAAUUGUUAUUUUGAAAGUAUAAAGCAGCUAAUGCAUUUUUUAU